Molecule: messenger RNA, 3937 nt
Organism: Alosa sapidissima (American shad)
Lineage: Eukaryota; Metazoa; Chordata; Actinopteri; Clupeiformes; Clupeidae
Gene: entpd3
Product: ectonucleoside triphosphate diphosphohydrolase 3
Exons: 10
Coding region: 149-1645 (498 amino acids)
Biological process (GO): nucleoside diphosphate catabolic process
Cellular component (GO): plasma membrane
Molecular function (GO): UDP phosphatase activity; GDP phosphatase activity
Source: RefSeq, a predicted model, not a curated record
AGGAGUUUAAAUGGAAUGAUGUAGUCUGCUGGAGCAAAAGAUAGACCCAUGCAGUUACAGCUACAGAUGCAGGCUCAUGUCCAGGCAGGCUUUUGAACUGAAGCUGCAUUCUCCAACCUCUCAACAACUGGUUUGACACAAAAAGAUAAUGGCUUCAAAACUGGUGGCAACCUUAGCUUCAUUUCUUCUCCUGUCAAGUGUAGGAGUAAUCAUUGCCAUUGCUAUAAUCCAGACAUACAAGAUAACCUAUGUGUCUCCAGGAUUAAAGUAUGGGAUUGUCUUAGACUGUGGCUCCUCCCGCACUACUGUGUAUGUAUAUGAAUGGCCAGCAGAGAAGGAGAAUAAUACUGGGAUCAUUAGAGAAACUGUUAAAUGCAAUGUUAAAGGUCCAGGCAUCUCUGACCUGGGUCGUAAUUCAAGUCAGGAUGAAGAGACAUGGAAACAUUUCAAGAGCUGUAUGGUACAAGUGAAAGAAAAGAUUCCAGCUUUCAAGCACAACUCCACUUCCAUCUUCCUUGGAGCCACAGCUGGAAUGAGACUGUUACAGCUUCAGAAUGAAACCGCUUCAAAUACAAUCUUGCAGGAUAUGAGGAAUUACCUGCAAUCAUUGCCAUUCCAAUUUCAAAAUGCUUCUAUUAUUUCUGGAGAAGAAGAAGGGUUGUAUGGCUGGAUAACAGUGAACUAUUUAAUGAAUAACUUUCUGGAGAGGGACUUGUGGAACUCCUGGGUGCGCCCCCAUGGAGCUAAAACAGUAGGCUCCCUUGACUUAGGAGGAGCAUCCACCCAAAUUGCAUUUACAACAACUGAUGACGCCAUGGGGGAGGGCCUGACAAAGGUCACUCUUUACGGUUAUGACUACACAGUGUAUACUCACAGUUUUUUGUGCUUUGGGAAAAAUGAAGCUGAAAAAACUGUGCUUGCGAAGUUCGUCCAGGGUUCUACUGACCUCAACAAUGUUCAGAAUCCCUGCUAUCCUGUUGGAUUCAACAUAACAAUGACCGAAGAGUUCAUUUUUGGCAGUGAGUGCACUAAGGACUUACGAAUAUCCAACUACUCUCCAGAGCGGAACAUAACCAUAUUCGGAGGAGGAGAUGCAGCCGAGUGUAGAAAUGCUGUGAGACAGAUAUUUAACCUCAGUUCCUGUGAUGGUUCCCAGAAUUGCUCAUUCAAUGGAGUCUAUCAGCCACCAGUGUCAGGACAGUUCAUGGCCUAUGCAGGAUUCUACUACACUGCCUGGGCUCUGAAGCUUGUUGGAGCACCUACUCUUGAUAAGUUCAACUCCACACUGUGGUCAUUCUGCUCCAUGGACUGGACAAAACUCAAGAGGAACUACAACAUUAAUGAGAAGCAUCUGAAGUCUUAUUGUUAUUCAGCAAACUAUGUCUACACAAUCCUUGUGGAUGGCUACAAAUUCAAUACUGCGUCAUGGAAUGAUAUCAGGUUUGAAAGACAGGUGAAGAACACAAGUAUUGCCUGGACACUGGGCUACAUGCUAACCCUUUCCAACAUGAUCCCAGCAGAGGCUAAACAUAUGCAUUUGCCAAUGGAAAACACCCUCUUUGCUGGCAUCCUCUUCCUUUUCUCAGCUCUGACAAUUAUAGCUCUUGUGUUUCUCAUCAUCCUUCUCAUUAGAACCUGCUACUAAUUUUUCUGUAUACAGGGUUCCCAUCCAUUUUCACUGACAAAAGUUCAAAACCUUCAUGACUUCCAAGUAUGCAAGUAUGACAUUGCUGUCUUUAAACCACAGGCUAAUUAUAACAUGUCACUUAAACAAUGACAUUGGGGAAAACAUUGCUUUCUCUGUUUUCUCCUCCACUUUUCCAUUUCCAUGAAAAAGUGAUUGAAUUCCGUGGCAUGUACACCAUCUCCUACCUAUGUCCCUGGUAAAAUGAAAUUUCAUGAUUUUUCCAAAACUUUGAUUUGAUUUCUCCUGGUCUGGAAAAUGGGAUUUAACAUUUCCAUGACUUUUCCAGGUUUCCACCGUGGAAACCCUGUCCAUGGUUACAGAGCUUGAUUUGUUUUUAGAUGAAGAUAAUGACAUUUGAACACCAAUUUGAUAUGAAUGAUAAGACGAUUACCAUGGUCCAAAAAUGUCAUUGACCAACAUUAGUCUGCAUGUUGACUACAAAAUUACAACAGAGCUACCAGAUAACAUGUAAGGGAUAACAUAUUGUCCACUGGUCAAUAUUGGAAAAUAAGUCCAAGAAAACAGGACAAACAGGACCCUGGCGUGAAAUGGUGGGGUCUUGCUUCGUCCUGAAUGAACUUAUUUUCUGUGAUUGACCAGCAGGUAAUACAUUAUCCCACUUAUUAUAGGCUACUGAUACCUUCAAAAACGAGAAAAUAAUCUUCACACAAUGUAUCUUUUCGUGGCUUCUGCUGAGAACUAAAUAGUUUGAACUUCAAAGUUUUAGAUGUUGAAUAGCAACGAUCUUGCUGACUUUCGAUCUCAAUGAAAUUCCAUUGUGAUCAGUGAACGGACUGCAUGCGGAGUGACAUGAAUCAGAAACACAAAACCUGUUGCCAUUGACAGUGGUAAUUAUAUGGAAUUAUCAGAACCUUGAACAUUGGGAAGGCCCAUUUAUGUCAAGGAAACUUUCUGCAGCAUUCUAAACAGUCAUAUAAUACGCCAGUUGAAAUUGAUGAAAUUCCUUUCUGUAAAUAUUAGCCCAAGCAUGAUAUAUUUCCGUAUAAGCCUACUUUACUAUAAAAACAUAUACACAAUCUAAUGCCAGAUUCUCCCAGAUUUGAACAUGAGGUGUUGCUUACAAUCCCUUCACUUUCCACCCAAAAUGUUUGCAGUCACUCAGGUACAUUUUAAAAGAUCAUGUUCCGGUGUGUGCCUUUACCAGACUCACGCAAAGGGAAUUGGGAACUGUUGUUAGUUCCAUCUCUCUCGUUGUCAAGCAGGCAUAACAUAACCCAGAUUUCUGUUGAACCUUAGCUUUGUAAAAUUGCUGUUUUAUUACUUAGCCUUCUGCCUUGUAACUGAGCUAAAAGCCACCUCGGUCAUAUAUGCUACAAUGUUGCUAUGCACUGAACGUUGCUCAAAUCGCUAUUUUUAUAGCACUAAUGCAUCGUGACGAAAAUCCCUGACUGUACCUUAUGAAGGUCUUCUGAUAUUAAAAUGGUCCUUUUCCUCUUGUAUUGGGGAAAUGUAAUACUAUUCUACCUUUGUGAUGAGAUGAUGACAGUUCAAAAUAAAGAGGAUGCACAUUUAUCCUUGAGCUUCGUUAUCUAUGGUUUUGCAAAAAUGUUUUGACCAAUUAUGUUUUGAAAUACAAGUAUGAUUAAUUAUCUUGUAUGGUAAUCAAAUGGUAAGAACUGAAAUUGUGAGCUAAAGUCCAGAUACCAGACCACCACUUUUGAGAAUAGAAUAGAACAGAAUAUACUUUAAUGUCUCCAUGGGGAAAUUUGUCUUGGACUCAUCAAAACAUAACCCAGUGAUAGACAUACUGUACGUCAACAGGGACAUGACAGAGAACAUGUUACAUAAUAAAUGUAACAUAAUAAUAAUGUAAACAGAUGCAGCAACAUGGGUUGUGUGCGUGUGACACUAAGCCCCAACGAAGAGUAGCCUACACUGAUAGAGACGGUUGAUAAAGAAUAUUUGGUAUUGACAUUGCAGCAGAACUAGCCUGCCUAUCCCUGUGAUCCCAAGGCUGAAUGAGGUUAGGAUGAACUGUAUUGUAUUCAUAUAGCACUGUACAAGCAGUGGGUAAAAGUGCUUUACAUCGGCAAAUCAAUUAGAAAAUAUAAAAACAGAAAACAGAAAAGUUAUAUUACAAAAAUAAUUUAAAAUAAAAAAUGACCAAGUGAUGUGCACACAACACAGGCCUGAUCAAUACGAUAAAGUAUAUAAAAAAGUAAAACCCCUUUGUUUACUGCUUGGAAAAUGUACAUAAAAAUAAAUACAAAUAAAUGUUGUAAUUGUGUA